AUGGAUGGGGAUUUAGAGAUGUGCAAUGAAAUGGAUUCCGUUGAAUUCAAGUUGAAAAAGAGUUUGUUUAGUCAUAUUAAAUCUGGAGAAAGUCUGUUAGACUUGUUUUGCUUCCAAAGAUUAGGAAUUUGCGAUCAAUUAUAA
Molecule: messenger RNA, 144 nt
Organism: Theileria orientalis strain Shintoku
Lineage: Eukaryota; Apicomplexa; Aconoidasida; Piroplasmida; Theileriidae
Exons: 2
Coding region: 1-144 (47 amino acids)
Source: RefSeq, a predicted model, not a curated record